CGCUAUUCAGCGCACCGAACGGCGCGGCGACAGGCGAACCGCGUUUGGCCAAAAACAAAAUACUAAAAAAAAAAACGCAGAGCGAAAAGGCAGCAAAAAAUAAAAACAAAAAUGAAAAAACGGUUUUAGUGCGCUGUUGUCGUUGCGGUUGGCGCGUUGCGUUAAACAACAUCCAAAAAAUUUUCGGUUAUUUUCUUCGUUUCAUUUGAUUUGGAUUUUAGUUGUGUUUUCGUUUAAGUGCUGGACAAUUGGCUGAAGGAGCAGCCUGUCUCGGUUCAGGACAACAACCCAAAACUAACCAAAAAGAAAAAAAAAAAAAACUAAAGAAAAGUAACGAAAAGGAAGAGGCAACAGCAACGGUAGCAAAGCAGCGUCCAGCCGUUGCGCGCAAAAAGAGACGUCAAGCAAAAUUAACUGUAUUAGAAGUUAUUUAUAGACUAACGGCGCGCGUUUGACUGGCUUCUGUAUUUAAUUAGCCUUCCGCGAUUGCGACAGAGGCACAGCGCCACAGCGCCACCCCCACCUCCAAGCGCCUGCCCGCCCGCUUCGGCCAGCCGUUGCACAACCGUUGCGUGCCAUGGAACAGCUGUGCUACAUCGCGCUCAGCUGCCUGCUGGCCAUCGUCUUGCUCUACGGCCUGCUGGAGCUGCACUACUUCCUGCGCAUGUGCCUCUGUGUGCUGCUGGCGCGGUUCAUCAAGCGCCGCUGCCACAUCCUGGAGACGACCACGGUGAAUGGCCUCUGCUUGAGCAACGAUGUGGACACGCUGCUUUACCACAUGAAUAACGCGCGGUAUUUUCGGGAAUUGGAUUUCGCACGCGUCGAUUUCUAUGAGCGCACGCAGCUCUACAGCACGAUCCGGCGCUUGGGCGGAUCGGUGUUUCAGGGCGCGGCGACCAUACGCUAUCGUCGCUUCAUACGACCCUUUCAGCGCUUCACCAUCGAGUCCAGGAUCAUCUACUGGGACGAGCAGUCGCUGUUCAUGGAGCAUCGCUUCUUGCGUCCCUCCGAUCAGUUUGUCCACUGCAUCGCCAUCUGCCGGCAGCGGGUGAUCGAUGUGCCCAUGGACACGGUGAUGGCCGAGCUGCUGGCCAAGACGCCGCUGCAGGCGUCGCGGCACACGCUCAGCUCCACCGCCAGCCUGCAGCCGGUGGGCAUGGGCAGUGCCACGCCCAUGCCGCAAGUGGCCCUGGAGGCGGGCCAGGCGGAGAACGGGCAUGUGGCAGCAGCGCCGGCCGCUGCGACUGCGACUACGGCGUACAGCAUCAAGAUGAAGCCGCCGCUGCCGCCGGAGCUGUGCAAGUGGAUCGAGUACAAUGAGAUGUCCAGCAAGAAUUUACGCAGCGGCUGCUGACCAUAGAGAGGGGCAGAGCCAAAAGAAGGAGAGCACCAGGGGCAGCAGGAGCAGCAGGAGCAGCAGGAGGCACCAUCCACUUAAUUGAUAUGGAUAUAGAUGAACUAGAACUACUCUACGUUCCGCCUACAAAAAUUGUCAUAUUUUUUUUUUUUUUUUUUUAUAUUUUUUUUAUAGUUUUUCUAUGUGCGUGUGCGUGUGCGUCUGCGUGUGUGUGAGCUGUGUGUGAAAUUGUGAACUGUAUGUUGUGAAUGUUGACUUUUAGCUCUAAGUCGAACUCUGUGUCUGUGUCUGUGGCGAUGCUCGUGCUCGUGCUCGAACUCCAGCUGGUGGCUCCAACUGCUUGGCCUAGCCACAGCAGCUGCAGCAGCAGCAGCAGCAGCAGCAGCAUCGAGUCGUCGAGCACCCACAGCUAAUAACCCACAAUUAACUGUUAAUAUAGGGGGGUUAAUAUAAAUGCUAUAUAGAUACAAGCUAAUCCACUUGUGUUUCUUCGCCCGUACAGCGAGCAGGGGGGAGGGGAGGGGGGAGGGCAGUGUUGGAAAAUUAACGAAAGCUGCACGAAAUUGCAGAGUUGGUGAAAGGAACCCAUUGAGCUGGAAACCAAAUUCAUUUGCAGCUCUUGCCAAUC
Drosophila arizonae is the source of this 1985-nucleotide messenger RNA. Its product is annotated as protein THEM6. The record is from RefSeq and is a predicted model, not a curated record. Lineage: Eukaryota; Metazoa; Arthropoda; Insecta; Diptera; Drosophilidae.